AUGGCCGCCGUGGCGAGCCAUGAUGCUGAAGCGUCGGAAGCUCUUCCUCGACAGUUGCCGAUCACCUUCCCCAAUUGCACGGACCGGUGCGGCGAAGUGGAGAUUCCGUACCCAUUUGGACUCACUCCUGAAUGUUCUUUCAGUGAGGCGUUUCUCAUCACCUGCAACAGCUCGCUUAACCCGAGCAAGCCGUUCAUUGGCGACGUUCCGGUCGUGAGUAUUUCGAUCGAAGAUGGCGAGUUGGUCAUCGAGACUCUUGUGGCCAGUUAUUGUUUUGAUGCUAAUGGGAAUACCUUUGGCAGCCACAAAGAAGCUUUUCUCAACGUCGACCAGUUUACCAUCUCGACGAGGAACAUCUUUACAGUUGUCGGCUGCAGCACGGUCUCGAUGAUCGGUGGUGCCCUCCGGGACGGCGAAAGUUACAUUGCGGGAUGUGCAUCGUUCUGCAGUGGUUAUCGAAGUAUAGUGAAUGGGUCAUGCUCUGGCGUCGGGUGCUGUCAAAUGAUGAUCCCUGGCGGAUUGAAAGAGAUGAAUAUAACAUUGGAGGAAGGAAACGACAUAUCAAAUGGGUCGGAUAUAUAUUCAUGUGGGUACAGCUUCGUGGUGGAGGAGAGGGAGUUCAACUUCUCAUCGGCAUACAUUCCAAAGUUUCCGAACACCACGGUUCCGAUGGUUUUGGAUUGGGCGGUGGGCGACGGGCCGUGCGAGGCGGCCGUAGGUGGCGGGAGGAAUGCGUGUCAGGGAAACAGCCGCUGCGACAACCCAGGGUUUUUGGGGGGCCACCGCUGCAGCUGUUUGGAGGGGUUCACUGGGAAUCCAUAUUUGCCCAAUGUUGGUUGUCAAGACAUCAACGAAUGUGAUGAUCGUAAUGCAAACGAGUGUACGGAUUUAUGUACUAAUACGGAAGGAGGUUAUAAAUGUUCUUGCCCUGAUGGAUACUCCGGCAAUGGCAGAUACGACGGCGACGGCUGCGUUCGCCGCCGCCGCUCUCAUGUCCUCCUUUUAGCUCUUGGAAUCUGCGUGGGCGUCUUGGCGCUGCUAGUGACUUGUUCUUGGUUCUACAUCGGAUUCAAGAGAUGGAAGCUCAUCAAGCUGAAGGCCAAUUUCUUCGAACGAAACGGAGGCCUAAUGUUGGAGCAGCAGCUUUCAAUCAGAGACGAAGCCGCACAAUCUGCAAAAAUCUUCACGGCAGAGGAAUUGCAGAAAGCCACCGACAAUUACUCCGACGACCGAAUCGUCGGCAAAGGCGGCUUCGGAACAGUCUACAAAGGAAUCCUCCCAAACGGCGCCGCCGUCGCGAUCAAGAAAUCGAAGAUUGUCGACAAAACUCAGAACAAACAGUUCAUCAACGAAGUCGUCGUUCUCUCGCAGAUCAACCACAGAAACGCGGUGAGACUCUUAGGCUGCUGCUUGGAAGAAGAAGUUCCGCUUCUCGUCUACGAAUUCGUCUCCAACGGCACGCUCUUCGAACACAUCCACAGGAAAAAAUCGCCGCGGUCAAUUCCUUGGAAAAUCCGCCUGAAGAUCGCAUCGGAAACCGCCGGAGUUCUCUCUUACCUUCACUCUUCCGCCACGAUUCCGAUCAUUCACAGAGACGUGAAGUCCACAAACAUUCUCCUCGACGAAAAUUUCACCGCGAAGGUCUCCGAUUUUGGCGCCUCGAAACUCGUCCCCUUAGAUCAAGCCGAUCUGUCCACGAUCGUUCAAGGAACUCUCGGAUACCUAGAUCCAGAGUAUCUCCAAACCAGUCAAUUAACAGAGAAGAGCGAUGUGUACAGUUUCGGCGUGGUGCUCGUCGAAUUGAUGACCGGAAAAGUUCCUCUCUCCUUCAGCCGAUCCGAGGAAGAACGGAAUCUAUCGAUGUACUUCCUUCUCGCUCUGAAACAGAAUCGGCUCGGAGAAAUUUUGGACAAAACUCUUGGCGGCGGUGUCGAAUUCGAGAAAUUGAAGGAAGUUGCGAGCCUGGCAAAGAUGUGUUUGAGAGUGAAGGGAGAAGAAAGGCCGACGAUGAAGGAAGUUGCCGCAGAGCUCGAAGGUCUGUAUCAAAUGGUGUACGGUCAUCCAUGGAAUCUGGACGACAAUUCCUCGAGUGUGGAAGAAGCAGAGCUUUUCCUUAGCGAGGAAAAAGAAGCUCAAAUGGCGAAUUCGCUUCCUCGUGAGGACGAAACUGAAGGCUGUAAUGGCAGUAACCGAUAUCACAGUUUCCCCACCAACGAUAUGAUUCCCAUUGCCAAACCGCAUUCCGGGAGGUAAAAUCAAAAUGGAUUCAAAUUCCUUUUUUUUUUUGGUAGGUUCUUAAAAUUUUUAAUGUUCCAUUUUAUUUUUUCCGCUUUUUUUAGUCCACUUAGGUUAAAUUACAAGUAGCACUUUUAUUUGCAACGUUCCUUUAAAAAGUAUCUAAUAUGUUAAA
Messenger RNA from Momordica charantia (bitter melon), 2410 nucleotides. Its product is annotated as wall-associated receptor kinase 2. The record is from RefSeq and is a predicted model, not a curated record. Gene Ontology annotation, molecular function: ATP binding; calcium ion binding; polysaccharide binding. NCBI's taxonomy places the organism in Eukaryota, Viridiplantae, Streptophyta, Magnoliopsida, Cucurbitales, Cucurbitaceae. Gene Ontology annotation, biological process: cell surface receptor signaling pathway; protein phosphorylation. Gene Ontology annotation, cellular component: plasma membrane.